Messenger RNA from Salvelinus fontinalis (brook trout), 2286 nucleotides. RefSeq names its product beta-2-microglobulin-like. Gene Ontology annotation, molecular function: MHC class II protein complex binding. Bases 838 to 1188 code for a protein of 116 amino acids. Gene Ontology annotation, cellular component: MHC class I protein complex; MHC class II protein complex. Lineage: Eukaryota; Metazoa; Chordata; Actinopteri; Salmoniformes; Salmonidae. The transcript has 4 exons. Gene Ontology annotation, biological process: antigen processing and presentation of exogenous peptide antigen via MHC class II; positive regulation of T cell activation; peptide antigen assembly with MHC class II protein complex. The record is from RefSeq and is a predicted model, not a curated record.
UGGACAACUAUUUGACAAAAUAUUUUUAAUUUAAAGAAAUACAAAAUCAUUGUGACCAAAAAUGCACUUUUUAUGAUGUUUCUUGAUUAAAUGUCUCUUAACUGUAAGAACUUGUUGUGAUCGAUUCUAAUGUUCAAAGUCCAUUUUGAUAUGUUACAUUAAUCAUUCAAUCGGUAAUGUACUUAAGCUACUCACGUUGCCAAGGCAUGUAGGCAAUGCAUGCAGAGCAGUAGUCUACAGCAUUAUAAUGGGUGAUGAUACAAUGUUUGACAUUUCAGAUCAUACACUAUACUUUAUUACCAUACUUUCUAUCAAUGCAUGUCCAGCAUUGUAACUGGUUAACUGAAGAUUGCGUUAACUAUGUAACCGACUGCCAUGGCUAGAAGGGAUACAGCUUUUGUCAAAUUCAAGUCUUUUUGGCAUUUCAGCAAAUCCUUUUACAAACCUUAUCCAAAUUCUCCUAACCUGCUAUGAAAAGUCAAUUCUCACAUUCAUUUCACAAAAGCUGUUUCUCUUCUAGCCCUGUAACCUUUUGGGUCUCAAGGUUAGGCACAAAGUUAAGUGUGGUUAAGGUUGUGUGAUAGGCAGAUAAAUGGGUGGAGUUUAGCCAUAAUUCUGACUUUGUGGAUGUGUUAACUAGUGACGACCCUGGAUCAGCCAAGAGAAACAUCGAGAGGUGAAGCCUGCAUAGCAACUGUGAAGUACGAUUUUCAAUUGGCGCAUCAAUCGAAGUGGGUGCGGCUUUACUACAUUUCAGUAAGAAUAUAUAUUUUACUUUCGUCAGACACCGGCUGCAAAGUCUGUUUUGUUCUGUUUGGCGAAGUUUUAUAAGAAAUCAUGAAAACUGUUUUGUCCGUGAUCGCUUUCUGCGUCUUCCUGGGGUUCAUAAACGCAACAGAAUCUCCCCCCAAGGUGCAGGUGUACAGCCGUAACCCAGGGGAACAUGGGAAGGACAACACCCUGAUCUGUCACGUGAGUGGCUUCCACCCCCCUGACAUCAGCAUCCAGCUCCUGAAGAACGGCGUGGAGAUCCCCGACGCCAAGCAGACAGACCUGGCCUUCGAACAGGGAUGGCAGUUCCACCUCACCAAGAGUGUUGGCUUCACACCAGCCAGCGGAGAGGAGUUCACCUGCAGAGUCCGCCACCUGAAGAAUCUGAAGACCUACACCUGGGAGGCAAAUAUGUAAGGAUCUGGAGCAGGACUUUUAAUGGGGGCCAUCUGUGUCCAGCCCUACACUAGAGCUGAGAUGACUGUAAUUUCCCCUCUCAACAUGGGCUUUCAUUUUCAUUUUUGAUUACACUUUGUGCCAAGGUGCCAGUUUCAAGGGUUUCGAGUUUUAGAGAAUCAUUACUCAACACUUAAAUGAUUAGAGUUGUGUGGGUGACCUCUUCUAGAAAAGCUGCCAGUACUUCUGGCUGAGAAUUCACUGUGUGGGUGACCUCUUCUAGAAAAGCUGCCGGUAUUUCUGGCUGAGAAUUCACUGUGUGGGUGACCUCUUCUAGAAAAGCUGCCGGUAUUUCUGGCUGAGAAUUCACUGUGUGGGUGACCUCUUCUAGAAAAGCUGCCAGUACUUCUGGCUGAGAAUUCACUGUGUGGGUGACCUCUUCUAGAAAAGCUGCCAGUACUUCUGGCUGAGAAUUCACUGUGUGGGUGACCUCUUCUAGAAAAGCUGCCAGUACUUCUGGCUGAGAAUUCACUGUGUGGUUGACCUCUUCUAGAAAAGCUGCCGGUAUUUCUGGCUGAGAAUUCACUGUGUGGUUGACCUCUUCUAGAAAAGCUGCCAGUAUUUCUGGCUGAGAAUUCACUGUGUGGGUGACCUCUUCUAGAAAAGCUGCCGGUACUUCUGGCUGAGAAUCACAUUCUCUCCUUUAAAAACAAUAAUUAAUGAUUGAUCAAGUAUUUUCAUAAUAUUUUUUAGAUGUGUGGGGACUCCUUGUAGUCCUUUAAUAUCCUUGAAGUUGGUACCAUUAAAUGUGAGCACAAUUAUAAUUUUUUUAAACAUAAUUUUAAACACCUAUGUUAAUGGGGUUUUAGUUACAAGCACAAAUUGUCAACCGUGUCAAAUCUGAUAUUUGAUUAAAAAUAUAUUUUAAAGCCCAAAUAAUUUGCAGAACGUCCAUUGUUGUAUUUGCGUGACUUGUACAUAGAAAUGUCAAUUUUUUGCUUUGGAUUCAUUUUUUUUUUCAUCAACACCAUGAAAUCAAAUCUUAUGUCUAUCCUUCAAUGUUUCUGUAAAUUACCAGUUAUCAACAGUAUAAUAAAAGUUUUAUUUGAUUUGUUUUAA